This is a messenger RNA of Drosophila miranda, 1177 nucleotides long. Its product is annotated as TBC1 domain family member 13-like. The transcript has 4 exons. Bases 1 to 885 code for a protein of 294 amino acids. The record is from RefSeq and is a predicted model, not a curated record. Lineage: Eukaryota; Metazoa; Arthropoda; Insecta; Diptera; Drosophilidae. Gene Ontology annotation, biological process: activation of GTPase activity; intracellular protein transport. Gene Ontology annotation, molecular function: GTPase activator activity.
AUGAAUGUACUCUUUGAGAAAGUGACACUCACUUCAAGGGCUAUUUGCAACUCACAACGUUCCCAGAUCGACAAAGAUGUGAGGCGCCUGUGCCCCGAUAUCUCGUUCUUUCAACAGCCCACAGAGUAUCCCUGUGACAUUGUGGUGCACAGUAAAGGCGAGCACGGGUGGCGGCUUCACGAACGGGUAGUGCCCACGGUGCUCAGCUCGGCGAACGUCGAGCGCAAGGGCUUGGGCAUGACCAAGAUCAAUUUAAUCACAAAGCGUUCGGUGGAGACCUAUGCCGCCAUGGAGGACGGCCAGGAGGCCCACUGGGAGGUUGUGCAGCGCAUCCUAUUCAUCUACGCCAAGCUGAAUCCGGGCCAGGGGUACGUACAGGGCAUGAAUGAGAUUGUCGGACCCAUCUACUAUGUGAUGGCCUCGGAUCCGGAUCUCUCGUACCGUGCCCACGCGGAGGCAGACUGUUUCUUCUGCUUCACGGCUCUGAUGAGCGAGAUACGCGACUUCUUCAUCAAGACUUUGGACGAUGCGGAGGGUGGCAUAAAGUUCAUGAUGGGCCUGCUAUCCAACAUGCUGAAGACUAAAGAUAUAGACAUCUACGAGCAUCUGAAGAGCCAAGAGCUGCAUCCGCAGUACUAUAGCUUCAGGUGGCUCACCCUCCUGCUCUCGCAGGAGUUUCCACUGCCCGAUGUGCUGCGAAUUUGGGAUUCGGUAUUCUCGGACGAGCAGCGCUUUGAUUUUCUCAUCAAAAUCUGCUGGUCCAUGAUAUUAAUCCAAAGGGAAGCAAUUUUGGAGAACGACUUUGCCUCGAAUGUGAAGCUGCUGCAAAACUAUCCACCCAUUGACAUAAACGUUGUGAUUACUCAUGCAGUCUCCCUGGCGUAGCACUCACUUUUAGUGAUACCACAGAUAUUACAUAUAAUACCCGAUUCCGGGUAGAGUCUGACAAAGCAAUAAUCCACAGUGUCUAGUUAUCAUCUUCAAUAGUUCGAAGCCCAGGACCCAACAAAAGAUCGAACACUAGCUCUGUUUCUCUGUUUUAUACGUUAAAAUUUCAUAAUAAACGAAUGUGCCGCAUGUGUUUGUGUGGAGAUUACAACUGCGAAAACCUAUGUAAUAUAGAGUGAUCAUAGCUCAAGUGUAAUUUUGUGUUCAUGUGUGGCGUCGUCAAAAAAAC